Messenger RNA from Pterocles gutturalis (yellow-throated sandgrouse), 877 nucleotides. RefSeq names its product syntaxin 18 (gene STX18). The annotation marks the transcript as partial. Gene Ontology annotation, biological process: retrograde vesicle-mediated transport, Golgi to endoplasmic reticulum; intracellular protein transport. Gene Ontology annotation, cellular component: endoplasmic reticulum; membrane; SNARE complex. NCBI's taxonomy places the organism in Eukaryota, Metazoa, Chordata, Aves, Pterocliformes, Pteroclidae. Gene Ontology annotation, molecular function: SNAP receptor activity. The transcript is spliced from 10 exons. The record is from RefSeq and is a predicted model, not a curated record.
AUUUCUCAUAUUGGAAAGCUGAAAGAAUUUCUUCUGCAACACAGAAAGGAUUACAUUAAUGCUUACAACCAUAUUAUGUCUGAGUAUGUGAGGAUGACAGAUACAGAGCGUGAUCAGAUAGAUCAAGAUGCUCAGAUAUUUAUGAGGACGUGUGCUGAUGCCAUUCAUCAACUGAGAACAGAAGCACACAAGGGUGUCCAGUCUGCUCAGGUAAAGGAGCACAGAACAGCUGUCUUGGACUUCAUUGAAGAUUACUUAAAAAGAGUGUGUAAGCUGUAUUCUGAACAAAGAGCCAUCCGAGUUAAGCGAGUGAUAGACAAGAAGAGACUGUCCAGACUUGAGCCUGAGCAGAGCAAUGUGUCCAAAUCACCUCUUUUCCCUGAAAAAUCUUCACAGAAUCCUUCAGAUGAUUCUGAAGAAAAACUUUCUGCUGAGGAAAGCAAAGACAGGAAUCUGCCUGAUGCCCAAAGCAACCUUGGAUUAUGGGGGGACAGCAAAGGUGAAGAUGAGCUGUCACCUGAAGAAAUACAAAUGUUUGAACAGGAGAACCAGAGACUCGUUGGUGAAAUGAAUAAUCUCUUUGAUGAAGUCAGACAAAUUGAAGGGAAAGUGGUGGAAAUCUCCAGAUUACAAGAGAUAUUUACUGAAAAAGUCUUGCAACAGGAAACUGAUAUUGACAAUAUCCAUCAAUUAGUUGUGGGUGCAACAGAGAAUAUCAAAGAAGGCAAUGAAGACAUAAGAGAGGCCAUCAAAAACAAUGCUGGAUUUAGAGUAUGGAUCCUGUUCUUCCUUGUGAUGUGUUCAUUUUCCUUGCUUUUCCUGGACUGGUAUGAUAACUAAUUAAAAACAGAAUAUUGUCUACAUGCUUUGUUUGUAA